GUCGGCAAAGCAGCAUUUGCUUACAGUACGAAUUAUGCAAUGAGACAAGUCGCCAGUUACAUUAAACAAGACUCUACAGUUCGUAAAAUAGAUACGAGUGAACUUGAGCGUGCUCGUGAGAGUCUGGAUAUAAGUAUUAAGAUUGUUCAGCCAGCCAUUGACCUUAUCGAGAUUAUAAGUCAACGCGGUAACACAUCUCUUGAGCCGGCAGUAGCAAGAACCCUACAGCUGCGUAAAGAGAUCGAUGCGUUCGCCCAUAAGAUUACGAUGGAGACUUUGACGGUCGAGGCAGAGGAUACAGAAAAGAUGCGUAAAUUUGAUCAUAUGUCAAUGAUCAAGGACAUGCAAGCAUUGACCAACAAGAUAGAGAAAUUUGUACCAUACUUGAAUCUCGUACUAACGACGAGUGGAACUAAUCUCGGCUGGUCUCUUCCUAAUUCUGUCAGUCCAUCACGAUUAAUGCAGGCAUCCUCUCUGUUAAAUGACACUCAUCACAAAUUCAUCAAAUCUACCGAGCCGUCUACUCGCGUUGGCUCUCCUUUCAAAGUGAAGCUAUAUUAUCUAUUUGCGGGUAAUGUUCGUCCUAAAUCGGUUGGCGAUUUUACCUGGAAAGAGGAAUUUACAAAGUGUAAUGCCGAAGUCAUUCGAAUACGAAAUAAUAAUAAUGGUAAUGAAGAAGAAGGAGAGUUUUGUUACGAGUUAGUAUUGACGGAAGAUCUUAAUGAUGGUCGAUAUCACGAGGAGUUUGAUAUGGGCGAUAGAAAGAAACAGAAAGAAACUAUUGCUAAAUUAGGCAAGAGUAACGUAACUAUUCCCGGAAAAGUGAAAAGGAUUACUGUCAGAAACAUAUCAAGAUUAUAUUAUAAUUCAUCAGGAUCAUUAUUAAAUAUAGAAGAGAGUAAAUCACCCGUAUUGGUUAUCACGGUAAUUAAAGCUAAUAGACACGAAACAUUAUCGAGUGAAGUAACCGACCCCAAUCCAUUGUACGUUCCUCCUCCUGCUACUGCUACUGCUACACCAGAUAUGAGAACUAGGAAUUCAUAUGAUACUGAUAGCGAUGGAGAAGUGUCAGCUCCAUGUAGUCCUACACCAAAGGCGCAGACACCAAGUACACCUUUGCGUGAUCUAUCCUUGAUUAAUAGAGGCUAUUCUACACCUCAACCAGUGAAAAUUCUGUCGGAAAUGGAGAGUCUCAACACUCCUUCAAGAAUACCAUUACCUCAAAGUGAUGAUGACAUAGCGAGUGACGAGGGCACAAUAGAGGACGAUUCAGUUGGUGUACAAGAUCCAACAACCGAAACCAAAGCUGAGAAUGUUACUUUGGAAGCAUCUUCCGAGCGGGUUGCACCUAGUGGUCAAAUACAAGAUGACGCGUAUCGAUCUAAUCUCAAGACACUCAGUCUUUUCGAAUACAUUCUUCGAUUGAGUGCUCUCGAGAUGUCUGAGCAGAAACAGCAUCUUGAGAUAAGUGAUGAGAAAAUUAAUCUCUUCAUUAAAGACGAUGAUGGAACUUCCACUUCCACUUCUAGCUCCUCAGUUGGAUCCGUAAACGACUCUCCGGGUGCAAACAGAUCGCCGCCUCGCACUGCAUCGAGAAGAAAAAUGUCAACUUCAAAAAUGUCAAAGUCAAAGACAUCAAGAAGACUCUUAUUCAUCUCAUAA
This is a messenger RNA of Paraglomus brasilianum, 1662 nucleotides long. The record is from the annotation of a GenBank genome assembly. Lineage: Eukaryota; Fungi; Glomeromycota; Glomeromycetes; Paraglomerales; Paraglomeraceae.